Mercenaria mercenaria is the source of this 4156-nucleotide messenger RNA. RefSeq lists its product as uncharacterized. The record is from RefSeq and is a predicted model, not a curated record. Bases 998 to 2290 code for a protein of 430 amino acids. The transcript has a single exon. Lineage: Eukaryota; Metazoa; Mollusca; Bivalvia; Venerida; Veneridae.
UACACAUUCUUUAUGAACUUUCUUGAACACACAUUAUUUUGCCCUUUUUAGGGAAGGGGGUGGUGGAAGUACAUGUCCAUUUUUUUACUCGAGUAUUUUGUCACCAUAAACACAUGAGAAAUCUUUGACAUUUGUAGCCUAAAACAUCUGUAGCCCAAAUGAUUUUCUAUGUUCCAUUAUGUCAUUUGUCACAGCAAGUUGAAUUAUCUCAUUCUUUUUGCAUGACUUGUAUCUCUCCUCAUGGUUGGAUUAUGUUUUUAUAGUAGCUUUUUAACUCACUGUCUUUGCUGCACAUUUUCCAUGGAUCAUAAUUGAGUGCCAACAGUGCAAAAACCAACAAAAGAGCUUAAUGACUGGCAUGGAUCCAGAUCAGUGUGCGUCCGUAGUAUGAUCUGUUCCUUUAUCCCCACAUCCAUACUGUUUGUUUAUCCCACAGCCAUACUGUUUGUUUAUCCCCACAUCCAUACUGUUCCUUUAUCCCCACAUCUAUACUGUUCCUUUAUCCCCACAUUCAUCAUACUGUUCAUUUAUCCCCACAUCCAUACUGUUUGUUUAUCCCUACAACCAUACUGUUCGUUUAUCCCAACAAUCAUACUGUUUGUUUAUCCCUACAUCCAUAUUGUUCAUUUAUCCCCACAACCAUACUGUUCAUUUAUCCCCACAACCAUACUGUUCGUUUAUCCCAACAAUCAUACUGUUUGUUUAUCCCCACAUCCAUAUUGUUCAUUUAUCCCCAUAUCCGUACUAUUCCUUUAUCCUCACAUCCAUAUUGUUCAAUUAUCCCCACAUCCAUACUAUUCCUUUAUCCCCACAUCCAUACUGUUUGUUUAUCCCCACAUUCAUCAUACUAUUCCUUUAUCCCCACAUCCAUAUUGUUAAUUUAUCCCCACAUCCAUACUAUUCCUUUAUCCCCACAUCCAUACUGUUUGUUUAUCCCCACAUUCAUCAUAUUAUACCUUUAUCCCCACAUCCAUAUUGUUCAUAUAUCCCCACAUCCAUGCUAUUCCUUUAUCCCCACAUUCAUACUGUUAGUUUAUCCCCAUAUUCAUCAUACUAUUCCUUUAUCCCCACAUCCAUACUGUUUGUUUAUCCCCACAUUCAUCAUACUAUUCCUUUAUCCCCACAUCAAUAUAGUUCAUUUAUCCCCACAUCCAUACUAUUCCUUUAUCCCCACAUCCAUACUGUUUGUUUAUCCCCACAUCCAUACUAUUCCUUUAUUCCCACAUCCAUACUGUUCCUUUAUCCCCACAUCCAUAUAGUUCCUUUAUCCCCACAUCCAUACUGUUCCUUUAUCCCCACAUCCAUACUGUUUGUUUAUCCCCACAUCCAUCAUACUGUUCAUUUAUCCCAACAACCAUACUGUUCAUUUAUCCCAACAAUCAUACACUGUUUGUUUAUCCCAACAUCCAUACUGUUUGAUUAUCCCAACAUCCAUACUGUUCAUUUAUCCCCACAUCCAUGCUGUUCAUUUAUCCCAACAUCCAUACUGUUCAUUUAUCCCCACUUCCAUACUGUUCAUUUAUCCACAACAUCCAUACCAUUCAUUUAUCCCCACAUCCAUGCUGUUCAUUUAUCCCCACAUCCAUACUGUUCAUUUAUCCCCACAUCCAUGCUGUUCAUUUAUCUCCGCUUCCAUGAUGUUCAUUUAUCCCCACAUCCAUGCUGUUCAUUUAUCCCCACAUCCAUACUGUUAAUUUAUCCCCACAACCAUACUGUUCAUUUAUCCCCACAUCCAUACUGUUCAUUUAUCCCCAACAUCCAUACCAUUCAUUUAUCCCCAAAUCCAUGCUGUUCAUUUAUCCCCACAUCCAUACUGUUCAUUUAUCCCCACAUCCAUACUGUUCAUUUAUCCCCACAUCCAUGCUGUUCAUUUAUCUCCACUUCCAUGAUGUUCAUUUAUCCCCACAUCCAUGCUGUUCAUUUAUCCCCACAACCAUACUGUUCAUUUAUCCCCACAACCAUACUGUUCAUUUAUCCCCACAACCAUACUGUUCAUUUUUCCCCACAACCAUACUGUUCAUUGAUCCCCACAUCCGUACUGUUCAUUUAUCCCCACAUCCAUAAUGUUCUUUUAUUUUCACAACCAUACUGUUCAUUUAUCCCCACUUCCAUACUGUUCAUUUAUCCCCACAUCCAUACUGUUCAUUUAUCCCAACAUCCAUACUGUUCAUUUAUCUCAACAUCCAUACUGUUCAUUUUUCCCCACAUCCAUACUGUUCGUUUGUAUAUUAAUUUCAGAGCUUGUAUGCAACUAUUAAGCAAACAGUAUGGUUUCAGAUCAGAUGGCUGACCUUGAUCCAUACUGGUUGCAAAGCCCUAAUAUUGGUUUUAGCACAGUUGUGGCUAUUUUAAAGAUAACACAAGAGUAGUUUAUUUUCAUAUAUAGUAUACUAUGCGAAUCUGGGCUUGAAAACUGAUGUACUAUAUUUUUACAAUCACAAGCUUUAAAGUGGAGUUAUAAUAGGAAAAAUAGGAUAUUUAUAAAUUAAAUUGCGUGAAUGAUGCACAAAAUGAUUCAGUUGGGAUAUACGAAAGGUUUAAGAGUUGCCUUUUAAAAAAAAACUAACAGCAUUUCCUUGUUUGAAAGAAUCUAUAAUUUGAGUUAAAUAUUAUGAGCAAAAUAGUGUUAGCAUCUGCAGUGAAACAGAAAUUUAUCAGUGGUGUCUGAUAUUUUAAUUGAUUUAGCAUUACUCAGGAAGGAAGUUGCACUGUCACUAUGAAUGAUACUUGCCCCAGAUUUCAGACCCUUACCUGUUUGUGACUGUAACUCCAGUCAAAUUUUGGCAAACAAACAUCAGAUUUUGCACACAAAUGUGGUAAAUGCUGCAUAUUUUAGAAAUGAAAUUUCAUAUUAGUGUCCUGUCUCAUUUUUAUGCCCCAACUUUUGCCGGGGGGGGGCAUAUAGAUUUGCCCUUGUCUGUCCGUCCUUUCGAGAAUGUUGUGUCGAGCCUAGCUCCAAAAGUAUUUGACGUAGAGUCACAAAACUUUACAGGAAUUUUGGUCAGCAUGUGUAGUUGUGCACCUGGGGUUUCGCUUCCGGAUUCAUUCUGUCAUGUAGGAGUUAUGGCCCCUGACUUUGUAAAAAUUGGUAAUUUUAAUGUUGUGUCGUGCAUAGCUCCCAAAGUAUUUGAUCUAGAGUCACCAAAGUUUACAGGAAUGUUGGUCAGCAUGUGCAGUUGUGCACCUGGGGUUUCGCGUCCGGAUUCAUUCAGUCGUGUAGGAGUUAUGGCCCCUGACUUAGUUAAAAAAUUGGUCAUUUUAAUGUUGUACGUGUUGCGCGUAGCUCCAAAAGUAUUUGACCUAGAGUCACCAAAAUUUACAGGAAUGUUGGUCAGCAUGUGCAGUUGAGCAACUGGGGUUUCGCGUCUGGAUUCAUUCAGUAUUGUAGGAGUUAUGGCCCCUGACCUAGGAAAAAGUUGUCAUUUUGAUGUCAUGUAGUGGGGGCAUCUGUGUCCCAUGGACACAUUUCUAGUUUAGUUAUUAUAUGAAAGUCUAUGUAAUUCUGGAUCACAUCUUUUACAUAAUUUUAUGUUGAUAUACUCCUUUAAAAUAGACUUCAGCAGACGGGAAAUACAGUCUCCUCAUAUAUUGUAACUUAGAGGCCAGUAUUGGUUCUUCAUAGCAAAGAGGGCUUUGCUAAGUAUCGGUGCUAUACAACCAGGCUGUCUAUUUUUGCAAAGAGCUAGGCUUUAACUUGAGUUAACCGAACAUUCCAGCAGCGUAUCUAAUAGAUUUCUCUCUCUUUGUAUUGGGAGCUUUCUCUCACUAUUCUUCUGGUCAGAUCACUCUUUGUCUUUACUGGUAGUGGAUGAAUCUGGCACCCUGAGUGGCUGCCUUUAUAUGUGAAACGCUUUUGAAUAUGUUUAUCAUUAAAAAGAGCUAUAUAAAUCUGAUAUAGUAUAAUAUAUUUAAUAUGCAAGAUGAACUUGUGUAACUGAUAUUUUAUUGAUGUAACCUAACAAAGAAGUGUUUAAUUACUAUUAAUUAAUGGGAGUAACUUAAGAAUCACAAAGUAUCACAGAAUCAUUAGAGUCAUUUUAUAAUUUUUCUUCAAGCACAUUUAAAAUAUCCAUUGAGUAUGAACAAAAUAGUGUAAAUUCCAAAGUACAAUAAUAAAAUAAAGCUUAAAAGUGAUACAAAUACAUUUAUAUAUCUG